Molecule: messenger RNA, 7658 nt
Organism: Varanus komodoensis (Komodo dragon)
Lineage: Eukaryota; Metazoa; Chordata; Lepidosauria; Squamata; Varanidae
Gene: RPTOR
Product: regulatory associated protein of MTOR complex 1
Exons: 35
Coding region: 1390-5448 (1352 amino acids)
Biological process (GO): cellular response to starvation; positive regulation of protein serine/threonine kinase activity; TORC1 signaling
Cellular component (GO): cytoplasm; TORC1 complex
Molecular function (GO): protein binding; protein-macromolecule adaptor activity
Source: RefSeq, a predicted model, not a curated record
GGCCUCCGCAAUAUGGCUGCCUCCUUGUUGUGCGGCUGAGGGGAGUUUGGCUCUACGGGACGUUCCUUUUCUGUUUCUAAACCCCUGCUAUUUGGGGAGCUUGUAAGCGAAGAGGAGUUAUCGACUGCUCGUCGCGGGGAGCGCGAUGGGCCGGACUGGGUUCGCGUCGCAGCAGCCGGGCAGGAAGGAAGCACCCCCGCGGGGGUAGGACGUUCCCCCACCCCGGCCGCCACAAGCUUUCGGAAACAGGCCCAGGAGGGAGACCUGAACCGGACUUACCUCAUAAAGGGUGAACUUGUGGGGGGUGAGCCGCUUUCGCCUAUUACUCACCAAGGAUAGGCAUACCCACGCCUGGAACAGAGAGCUGCUUACUGCCAAAUCACCUCUUUCCCUGCAAGCGCCACUCUUACUAAUUAUUUUGGGUGAAAUAAGAUUGCAGCCCACAUUCUUAUAGUGCUACUUUGAGUGGGAGACUAUGGUGAAAACUUACUCUUUUUUGUAGCUCCUGUUAUGACGAGGAUUUUGAGUUAAGAAUCUUCACACUUGAAUCCAGAGAAGAGAUCAAGAUAGUGAAGCUCUUUAUACUUUUGCUAACAGCUCCCACAAAAACACUAAUAAACAAGUUUUGUCUUAAAAGGACAUCUGCUGAACAGCAUCUGCUAUCUUUGCUUGAAAGAUUCCUGUUCUGACUCCUCGGUGGAUAGCAAUUUACCUCCAUCUUGGCUUUCUCAUCACUCACUGUCCGUGUAGCACAAGGCAUCAGCUUUACUUGGAACAAGCGUGCCAAACUGACCUAUCAGUUUAGUUCUACAUUUUCCUAACAACUUGGCCAUGAUUAUGCUGCUUUGCUAAAUCACCAACUACUACCUACUUUUUUGUAUCUAAAAUACUCGUAGACUUGUUUUCUCUAACUUUGUGAACAAAUACUCCCCGAUACCUUUCUGCCAAGGUUAAUAAUAGUUUCUGUUGUGGGCAAGAGCUGUUUCAGUAAAGGCAAUUAUUUGUAGCCUCUAUCUUCCUAAUAUUGAGAAAUGGUUCAUGGGUGUGUCUGGCCUGAUCCUGAAGAAGGCUGAAAAAAGAGGAUCCACAUGCAUAUCAGUGAUUCAGUCACCUCACCAAGUGAUCAUCCAUUUCUUGCCAGAAAGUUGUUCUUGGUAUAUUGAUUGCAUUACUCCAAGCUUGUCCUUUCCAAACAGGAAUUCUCCAGCUGCUGAGCAGGGAACAUUGUGACACUCUUUAGAAUAGUAGCAUUUGCAAAACUGCUUUGAGCAGAGCAGCUUCCCAUGUAACAUCUGGAGGAACAGUUGACCAAUUGUGUUACUUUUUCAGUCACACUUUGUUGGGAGUGGGGAUUUCUGAUCACUGGUUACUUUGGCUUCACCAGUUCUGAUGGAGUCCAGUAUGCUACAGUCACCUCUCCUGGGGCUUGGGGAGGAAGAUGAAUCAGAUAUGACUGACUGGAAUUUGCCUUUGGCAUUCAUGAAGAAGAGGCACUGUGAGAAAAUUGAGGGCUCCAAGUCACUGGCUCAGAGUUGGCGAAUGAAAGACCGGAUGAAGACGGUUAGUGUUGCCUUAGUCUUGUGCCUAAAUGUUGGUGUGGACCCUCCUGAUGUGGUGAAGACAACUCCCUGUGCCCGUCUUGAAUGCUGGAUAGAUCCUCUAUCAAUGGGGCCACAGAAAGCUCUGGAAACUAUUGGUGCAAAUUUGCAGAAACAGUAUGAAAACUGGCAACCAAGAGCCCGAUACAAGCAGAGUCUUGAUCCUACAGUAGAUGAAGUUAAGAAACUAUGUACCUCAUUGCGUCGAAAUGCCAAGGAAGAGAGGGUUCUCUUCCACUACAAUGGACAUGGUGUCCCCAGGCCAACAGUGAAUGGAGAAAUUUGGGUCUUCAACAAGAACUACACUCAGUACAUCCCGUUAUCCAUCUAUGACCUUCAGACAUGGAUGGGCAGCCCCUCCAUUUUCGUCUAUGACUGUUCAAAUGCUGGCCUUAUUGUCAAAUCUUUCAAACAGUUUGCCCUGCAGAGGGAGCAGGAGCUGGAGGUGGCUGCAAUUAACCCAAACCACCCACUGGCUCAGAUGCCGUUACCUCCUUCAAUGAAAAACUGCAUUCAGUUGGCAGCAUGUGAGGCUAGUGAGUUGCUACCGAUGAUCCCUGACCUGCCAGCAGACCUGUUCACCUCCUGCCUUACUACACCAAUAAAGAUUGCCCUCAGAUGGUUUUGCAUGCAGAAGAGUGUGAGACUGGUACCAGGAGUCACACUGGAUUUAAUAGAGAAAAUUCCUGGGAGGUUAAAUGACAGAAGAACGCCUCUGGGAGAAUUGAACUGGAUCUUUACAGCCAUCACAGAUACAAUUGCAUGGAAUGUCCUACCCAGAGAUCUUUUCCAAAAGCUCUUCAGGCAGGAUCUACUAGUGGCAAGUCUCUUUCGAAACUUCUUACUGGCAGAAAGGAUAAUGAGGUCCUACAACUGCACACCAGUUAGUAGUCCUCGUCUACCUCCAACUUACAUGCAUGCAAUGUGGCAAGCUUGGGACCUUGCUGUGGAUAUAUGUCUUUCUCAGCUGCCUACUAUAAUAGAGGAAGGAACUGCAUUCAGGCACAGCCCAUUCUUUGCUGAACAACUAACAGCGUUUCAGGUAUGGCUAACGAUGGGAGUAGAAAACCGCAAUCCACCGGAACAGCUUCCCAUUGUACUGCAGGUGCUGUUGAGUCAAGUACAUCGGCUGCGAGCGCUUGAUUUACUGGGACGAUUUUUGGACCUGGGUCCCUGGGCAGUUAGCUUGGCUCUGUCUGUUGGCAUUUUCCCCUAUGUGUUAAAGCUCCUUCAGAGUUCUGCUCGAGAGUUAAGGCCUCUUCUGGUCUUCAUCUGGGCCAAAAUCCUUGCAGUGGACAGUUCAUGUCAGGCCGAUCUUGUGAAGGACAACGGUCACAAAUAUUUCCUUUCUGUUUUGGCAGACCCCUAUAUGCCGGCUGAACACAGGACAAUGACAGCUUUCAUCCUGGCAGUGAUUGUCAACAACUACAAUACAGGGCAGGAAGCCUGCCUUCAAGGGAACUUGAUUUCUAUUUGCCUGGAGCAGCUGAAUGAUCCUCACCCUCUUCUGCGCCAAUGGGUGGCUAUUUGCUUGGGGCGGAUCUGGCAGAAUUUUGACUCUGCAAGGUGGUGCGGCGUGAGAGACAGUGCCCAUGAAAAGCUGUAUAGCCUUCUGUCUGAUGCCAUCCCAGAGGUUCGCUGUGCUGCAGUCUUUGCCCUUGGAACCUUUGUAGGCAAUUCAGCUGAGCGGACUGAUCAUUCUACUACGAUUGAUCACAAUGUUGCAAUGAUGCUGGCUCAGCUUAUCAAUGAUGGAAGUCCCAUGGUCCGAAAGGAACUGGUCGUAGCAUUGAGUCACCUCGUGGUCCAGUAUGAAAGCAAUUUCUGUACUGUUGCCUUGCAGUUUAUGGAAGAAGAAAAGAACUAUGCACUGCCCUCUCCUGCUGCUCCAGAGGGUGGAAGUUUGACUCCAGUGCGAGACAGUCCAUGCACACCAAAACUCCGUUCUGUUAGCUCCUAUGGGAAUAUUCGAGCAGUUACCACAGCGAGGAACUUGAACAAGUCUCUGCAGAAUCUCAGCUUGAAUGAAGAAUCAGCCGGAAGCUCCAUUGCAUUUUCUCCAGGGAACUUGAGCACCAGCAGCAGUGCCAGCAGCACUUUGGGCAGCCCUGAGAAUGAAGAGUAUAUCCUGUCUUUUGAGACCAUUGACAAGAUGAGAAGAGUCAGUUCCUACUCGUCACUGAAUUCGUUGAUAGGAGUUUCUUUCAACAGUGUUUAUACACAGAUUUGGAGAGUCCUUUUACACUUGGCUGCUGACCCAUACCCAGAUGUUUCAGACUUGGCUAUGAAAGUGCUCAACAGUAUUGCUUACAAGGCAACUGUCAAUGCCCGCCCCCAGCGUAUCCUUGAUACUUCCUCCCUCACUCAGUCUGCCCCAGCCAGUCCCACCAACAAGGGCAUGCACAUACAUCAAGUGGGGGGGUCACCACCAACCACCAGCACAAGCAGCUCCAGCUUGACCAAUGAUGUGACAAAGCAGCCUGUCAACCGGGACAUCUCAUCUGUAAGACCUGCAAAUGUAGGCAACAUGGGGGUGCAGUACACUCCCCACUCCCACCAAUUUCCUAGGACGAGGAAAAUGUUUGACAAAGGCCCAGAUCAGACAGCUGAUGACGCCGAUGAGACCGUGGGUCACAAAAAUUUCAUGUCAGCAGUGAUGCAGACUGGAUUUUGCGACUGGAGUGCCAAAUAUUUUGCCCAGCCUGUGAUGAAGAUUCCAGAAGAACAUGAUUUGGAGAGCCAGGUCCGCAAAGAGAGGGAGUGGCGGUUUCUACGCAAUGCUCGAGUACGAAAGCAAGCACAGAAAAUCAUCCAGAAAGGUAUUUCAAGACUAGAUGAUCAAAUAUUUCUGAACAGGAACCCUGGCAUGCCCUCAGUGGUCAAGUUUCAUCCAUUCACUCCAUGCAUAGCUGUGGCUGACAAAGACAGCAUCUGCUUUUGGGAUUGGGAGAAAGGGGAGAAGCUGGACUACUUCCAUAAUGGAAACCCACGCUACACCAGAAUCACUGCCAUGGAAUACCUGAAUGGGCAAGACUGUUCUCUGCUCCUGACUGCUACAGAUGAUGGUGCUAUACGGGUGUGGAAAAACUUUGCUGACCUGGAGAAGAAUCCAGAGAUGGUAACAGCCUGGCAGGGCUUAUCAGACAUGCUACCAACGACACGUGGUCUGGCCCGAAGGGUUUCAAUCUAUCUUGACAGAAGUAAACAGGGAGGAGCAGGGAUGGUGGUAGACUGGGAGCAAGAGACUGGCCUUCUCAUGACUUCUGGAGAUGUGAGGAUUAUCCGAAUUUGGGACACAGAUCGAGAAAUGAAAGUCCAGGAUAUUCCCACAGGAGCCGACAGCUGCGUUACCAGCCUAUCUUGUGACUCUCAUCGCUCCCUUAUUGUAGCAGGGCUUGGUGAUGGCUCCAUCCGCGUUUAUGACAGGCGGAUGGCUCUGAGUGAAUGCCGUGUGAUGACCUAUCGGGAGCAUACAGCCUGGGUAGUGAAAGCAUAUUUGCAGAAACAUCCUGAAGGCAACAUCAUGAGUGUCAGUGUAAAUGGAGAUGUCCGUUUCUUCGACCCCAGAAUGCCAGAAUCAGUAAAAGUGCUUCAGAUAGUCAAAGGACUGACAGCGCUGGACAUCCACCCACAAGCCAACUUGUUUGCAUGUGGCUCAAUGAAUCAGUUCACCGCAAUCUACAAUGGGAAUGGAGAGCUGAUCAACAAUAUCAAGUACUAUGAUGGGUUCAUGGGCCAGAGAGUGGGUGCCAUCAGCUGCCUGGCCUUCCACCCACACUGGCCUCACCUUGCAGUUGGAAGCAAUGACUACUACAUCUCAGUGUACUCAGUGGAGAAACGAAUCAGAUAACAGUGCCUGGCUGCGUUGUCGGAGCAGGACAUCUUCUGGCUGGCGGGACCAUGUCUCUCACUCAUGAUGUACAUAGUGAAACUAUCGACUUGAAUGUUUAGUGUUGGCUGCUGCUGCUGCUGCUGUGCAACCCCCAUAACUUGAACACUUUUUCCUCCUGAUUUAGCUACUGAUGAUUUUGAGUCUGAAGAAAGGGAGUGAAGCACUCUCUUGCUUUCCUUACAGCCAUUGCCUCCAGGAGCUACAGAAAAGGAGUGUUACAUUCUCUGCAGGUACCAUGACCACUUGCAGCUGCUUCUCUGGUUGUGAUAAUACGGCUCCUGCAAACAAAGGAGGUCAUUUCUUCCUGGAAGAGGGGUGGAGGUUUCCUUUAAAUCAGGAAAGAUUUCAGAACUUGCCUGCUAUUCCACCUAGAAUGUCUGUGGCUGCUACCUAUUUUGUGCCACAUGCUGGUCCCAGCAGUUGCAUGCCAGCAGGCUGCCUGGUUGUGGAUAGUCUGUGUGUCUCUUUCUGUUCUGUAUGCCACUGGCCACUAAAUUCUCUAACACUCACUGGAAACAGUUAAAAGGAAUUAGUGGGAGUCUUAAGAAAGAGAGAGUCUCAGUGCUGCAGAAGCUACUACAGAGUUGACUGCCACUGUGGAGGAGAAAUUGCCCCCAGUUGCCUGAUGAUCAUUGCGAAACAGGAGUGAUGCAUUUGAGUAGCUGCAUCUGAACACGUGACAGGACAGGAGACCUUCCCUUCUUAUGCCCACCCCAUCCUUAAGUUGCUCCAGCCAUCCUCUCCUCUUUUUGCUCACAGGAGAACCCCAUAAGCACAAGAAAUGGCCGGCUACCUCUGCAUAGACCGUUAAGGAGUUUGCUUAUCAUUGUACCACUGCCUUAAAUUCUCCCACCCCACCCUGCUCUCUGUUUGCGGAAGUGCUAUUACUCAGCUUGGUAAUGGAUACAGAGACAUGCGUGCAGCACACAUACAGAUCAGGCCUGUGCAGGAGUCCCUCCUCCCUGCUUCCACUUCGGGCACUUGCACUUAGGCUAUACAUAACUGGGCCCAUGUAUAUGUUGCAUGCAUGUGUGCUCACUGCAAGGGAACUGCUGGCUUCCGCUCUUUAGAGCAUGCUGGUUCCAUCUUGCACACCAUCUACCCCCCAUAUGAAGAAGACUGCAAUCCUUUUAGAGCCAGGAAAAGCAAACCCCAGUGAAAGAAUGGCCUGGGUAGCUCGGGGCACAACGCCACGAAGACCCUGCAUAGUGCCGAGCCAGAACUGUGCAGUUACACAGGGCCUGGCUUCGGUAUCAGUUGUCCACAAUGCUGUGGAGCCGCAUGGAAAUACAGUCUUGCCAAUAAUGUUGCUGAUUUUGAUCAUAUUAAGUGCAGGGAGCCGUCCAGCGCGUUUUGUACUGUGGAAAUUGGCUCUGCUUUACUUGCAGAAUCCAUCUCCUAGCUCUCAUUAUGAAGCCUGUUUUAUAUUGAGAGGCAGGCUGAGAGUCACCAUGCAAAAUGAAAGGAGGAUUGCUCAUACAGCUAGAGACCUGUAUUGCAGGCCACCAAAAUGAAGUGAUAGAAAUAAACAAGAGGUGACUUGACACAGCAGGCUGCUGACUCCAGUGUCAGUUGUGCUGGGAUGUGCAGUAUUUGGCCCCCAUUGCCCUACCUGGCCCUUGCUAAGUGGCAAUGAACUCAGGGAAGGACAGAUAGUUGAUAGAUUUUGCUACCAAGCAUCAAGCCGGAAUCUGGGAUCCAUGUAUAACUGACCUAACCUACACAUUUAAAAACAAAUGAGAAGAAGAAUAUGAUGAUGAUGGUGAUAAUGAUUUUUUUUGUAAACCACAUACAAUGUCUUUGUUUCAAGAACAAGAUCCUCUGUGCUUCCUCUCAGCUUGUACAGCCCAAACUUGGUGGUGGUAUUCUUCUCUUCCCCCCACCCCACUUCCUUUUUUAAGAACUCCAGCCACCAGACUAUCAGCUUUCAGACACGUGUGGGGAGGGAGGGCUGUGCUUUUCAGAGGCCUGAUGUGGAGUUCCAAUCAUGAAGUUUAACCAAGAAUCCAGAAUGCAUCCUACCUACACAGUUCACUUAUCUCUAUUUAUUUUCCAAAAGAAAUUCAAUGGAAAAUGCAUACAUUUAAUAAUAAACCACCACAGAUUGUAAUGUGAGAGUAAAACAAUUAAUGAAAUAAAUGGUUAAUAAAAUAGAAAUGCCAGAACAA